AUGACACCAAAAUCUAAAAAUGAUAGUGAAGGAACAGUCCAAUAUGAAUGUUUUUCACUUGAAUACUUAAAAGCAAGAUUGUUUCGACAUCAAGGCUUAUUGUUGAGUAAAUAUGGGGAAUUUGAAAAAGGCUUGAGAUUGAUAGAAAAUGGAAGGUUUUUAAAUCAACCUUGUCUAGAGAAGGCAUGUUGCGCAGAGUAUCAAUAUUUAUUAGGCAAAGUUAAAUUAAUGGAAAUUAAUAAUAAAUUAAAGAUUAAUAACCAAAUGAUUUUUGAUAAUAUACAAGAUUCCGUACUCUCUUUACCAUCAUUUGGAAAAAAUUCAAAUAAAAAACAACAUAAUAUCAAUCAAAAUUAUUUUCCAGAUAAUUUUUUAGAGGAGAUUAAUAAAGCAAUCGAUUAUUUGGUAAAAGUUUAUGAUCUAAUAUAUGAAUGCGGACCUACACAUUUGUUACAAGAAGCUUCCCUAUGUAUUGUUAAGGCAAAUUUGUUAAAUGCUUACUGCUAUAACAAAUUUUCUGAUCAAUUAGAAAUUGCGACCAAAUGUGCAUAUUAUUUGGAAAUGACUAAAGCACUUACUGUUAAAAGGGAGUUUAUUACAAUCUUGAACGAGAAAGCAAUAAAAUUACCUUUAAAAUAUAAUGAUAAUGAAAGAUGGCCUCAAGCAGAAACAUCAUAUCAAAAAUUUUUAAAAGAUUUAUUGAAGAGAUACAAAGAAGAAUCAUCAUUAACAUAUCAUCAAUUUCAAAGAGAAUUUAUAGACAUUAUACCUUCUCAAUGGACUGUGUGUUCAAUUACUGUCGAUAUUGAAAAUAAUGAGCUAUAUAUUUGUCGCUUUUGUCAAAAAACAUCACCAUUAUUGUUACGAUUGCCUUUGAAACGACAAUCUGGAGAAUGUGGUGGAUUUUUGUAUAAUGACGUGAUUAGAAAAUUUAAUCAAAUCAUGGAUUUAUGUGAUCAGAGCAUGAAAUUUGAUAAAAAAUGUAUGAAUAAACAAGAAAAGUCGCAGUGGUGGAAUGAAAGAAAGGCAUUGGAUGAUAGAAUGAAAACCUUACUUGAAAAUAUCGAGGAUUGUUGGUUAGGCGGCUUUAAGGGCAUAUUAAUGGCAGAUACAGACAAUGAUCCUAAACGACUUGCUAAUUUCAAAGAAAAGAUGGAUAAAUUAGCACUAAAAAAUGAAAUAUGUAGUCAAACUUUUGGUAAACAAUCAACAAAAAAGAAAAUUGAUCUUCAUGUAGAAUUGUAUAGAUCUUUUCUUCGUUUAGGACCAAAUGCAACAGAUCGAGAUAUUCAAGAUAUUAUUUAUUUUCUGGUUGACAUAUAUAACAAAAAUAAUGAUCAACAAAUCGGAUAUGACGAGGUUGAUUGGGAUCAGCUUACUGUUGAUAUAAUAAAUGCACUAAGUGUUAAUGCAAAUUUUAAUGAUUCAAAAUCUGAUGAUCAGCAUGUUAUUUUAAUUUUGGACAAGUAUGUUCAAAUGUUGCCAUGGGAAAGUUUUCCUUGUUUACGAAAUCAAUCAGUUUCUCGAUUACCCUCAAUUUCAUUUUUAAGAGAUCGAAUUCUGUCAAUGAAACGUCAAAAUAUUAAUAAUUCAAGUAACAAUGAAAAAUAUUUUAUUGAUCCACAAAAAACGUUUUACAUUCUUAAUCCGAGUCAAGAUUUAGAGAAUACACAAAAAAAAUUUGAAGAUUUUGUUAAAAGUUUCGAAGGAUGGAAUGGUGUGAUUUGUCGUCAACCAUCUGAACAAGAAUGUAAAAAUGCGUUGAGUAACAAUGAUCUUUAUAUUUACAUUGGGCAUGGAACUGGAGAACAAUAUAUUAAAAGAAGUAUUGUAAAACAAAUAGAUAAUUGUGCUGUGGCUUUAUUGAUGGGUUGUAGUAGUGGUACUUUGAAAUUAGAAGGCGAAUUUGAUCCUUUCGGAUCAUCACUUAAUUAUUUGAUUGCAGGAUGUCCUGCGUUGGUUGCGAACCUAUGGGAUGUGACUGAUAAAGAUAUCGAUAGGUUUAGUAAAGCUUUAUUUCAUGAAUGGAAUUUAAAACCAAAUCAUGAAUUAGAUAAUGUAAUUGGGAAUGAUACAAAAAAAAUUGAUGUAUCGUUAGUUAAAGCUGUUUCAGUCGCAAGAAAAGAGUGUAGAUUAAAAUUUUUGAUCGGGGCAGCACCUGUAAUUUAUGGUGUACCUGUUUACUUAAAAUGA
Molecule: messenger RNA, 2193 nt
Organism: Entrophospora sp. SA101
Lineage: Eukaryota; Fungi; Glomeromycota; Glomeromycetes; Entrophosporales; Entrophosporaceae
Source: the annotation of a GenBank genome assembly